This is a messenger RNA of Auxenochlorella protothecoides, 402 nucleotides long. Its product is annotated as 14 kDa zinc-binding protein. The transcript has 3 exons. Lineage: Eukaryota; Viridiplantae; Chlorophyta; Trebouxiophyceae; Chlorellales; Chlorellaceae. Gene Ontology annotation, cellular component: cytoplasm. The coding region runs from base 1 to 402 and encodes 133 amino acids. Gene Ontology annotation, molecular function: hydrolase activity. The record is from RefSeq and is a predicted model, not a curated record.
AUGUCGUCAGAGACGGAGGCAGCAGCUCGGGCUGCAGCCUCGGGCGCCGCGACGAGUGCCCAGCCCACCAUCUUUGACAAGAUCGUAGCCAAGGAGAUCCCUGCCAAGAUUAUCUAUGAGGACGAUCAGGCCCUGGCAUUCCGGGAUGUCUCCCCUCAGGCCCCCAUCCAUUUCCUCGUGAUCCCCAAGGUGGUGGACGGCCUGAGCCAGCUCUCCAAGGCGCGUGAGGACCAGAAGGCCCUCCUGGGGCACCUGUUCUGGGUUGCCGGGCAGGUUGGCACCAAGGAGUGCCCCGGCGGGUUCCGCGUGGUGGUCAACGACGGGAAGGAUGGGUGCCAGUCGGUGUACCACCUGCACCUGCAUGUCAUCGGCGGGCGCCAGCUGGCGUGGCCUCCUGGGUAG